ACCUCUAGAGACCACUAUUGUAUAUGCCAUUCACUCUGAAAUUCUCUCUUUUAAGUCUACUUUACUUACAACCAGGCCUAUAAUCUCUCAUGGAAUUGGACAGAGAUAUCAACAUCGAGAAUGAUGCUUCUCGUAGUUCUAAAAACUUGCUUAGCUCUUCUUCCGUCGUCUCUACCACCACCACCACGACCGCCACCUCUUCUUCUUCCUCUUCCUCUUCCGCUUCCACAACAUUCUCGUGUGUAGCUGAUAAAAGGUCAAAGAAAGCUGGAGACAUGGAAAAUGAUAACGAGAACAAGAAAAGACAAAGGAGUGGUGGUAAUAAUGAUAGCAAGCUUGCGACAUACCGUGGGGUGCGUAUGCGAAGCUGGGGUAAAUGGGUUUCUGAAAUUCGAGAACCGAGGAAGAAAUCGAGAAUAUGGCUUGGGACAUACCCGACAGCCGAAAUGGCUGCUCGUGCUCAUGAUGUAGCUGCGCUUGCCAUCAAGGGUAGCUCGGCUUACCUUAACUUCCCUGAACUUGAAAAGAAGCUUCCACGCCCUGUCAGUACGUCUCCCAAGGACAUCCAAGCAGCCGCAUCGGAAGCAGCCGCCGCGACAUUUCUCGAGACAAAACACUGCAGCAUCGAGGCCAGAACUGAAGCUGGACUAAGCCAAGAAGAACUUCCUGUUUCGCAUUUAUCCAACAACAUACUCGAGUCAUCAAGUUCACCCUCCAUUAAUGAUGACGAUUCGUUGUUUGAUCUGCCCGAUCUCAUGACCGGUGCCAUGGACAGAAGCGACGGAUUCUGCUCUUAUUCUUCAUCAGCAUGGCAAAUAUGUGAAGUCGAUUCUAGGUUCCGGAUCGAGGAGCCAUUCUCCUGGGAUUACUACUAGAAGGUCACAUCAUCUCAGUAAAUGUAAUCAUUUUCAUGGUCAAUAUCUCUAACUUUGAAAAUCAUUCAUCUCUUCACACAAAUAAUAUUCCAGCUUUCUUUUGAAUAGCCAAAUUUG
Hibiscus syriacus is the source of this 992-nucleotide messenger RNA. RefSeq names its product ethylene-responsive transcription factor ERF035-like. The record is from RefSeq and is a predicted model, not a curated record. Gene Ontology annotation, molecular function: DNA binding; DNA-binding transcription factor activity. Bases 90 to 875 code for a protein of 261 amino acids. The transcript has a single exon. Gene Ontology annotation, biological process: regulation of DNA-templated transcription. Lineage: Eukaryota; Viridiplantae; Streptophyta; Magnoliopsida; Malvales; Malvaceae.